Molecule: messenger RNA, 877 nt
Organism: Porites evermanni
Lineage: Eukaryota; Metazoa; Cnidaria; Anthozoa; Scleractinia; Poritidae
Source: the annotation of a GenBank genome assembly
CAUCUCGGCCAAUGUGGCAAGAAGGCAGUGCAGCGCACUGUCAGAGGCCGCCAUGCAGUCUUCCGACGAAAGGACUUUGAAGACCACAUGGCAACAGCGGCGUCCAGCCACAUGAUACUUCAGGCUGGAGAGGUGGAGUGGCUGCGUAGAAUUCUGUACCAUAAGGUUAGUUUUCAUCAAUUGGCACUUAAAGUUUAUGCAUCUUUGGUUAAGGAGUAUUAUACAUUGCGAUUUGUAAUUUUAGUGUAAGCAAUUGCACAAUACCAUCUUUGAAAUUGUCUUAUGUCAAUAAGGGCCUUUACCAAUGAUAAAUGGCAACUAAUCUGUAUUUGCAAGCUGUUUUCCUAUUCUCUUUAAACAGAGCUACGCUACAACACCCGCUAUAACACUAUAACACUGCAGGAGGGGAACACUAUCUCAUUUAGAUGGGAGGUCGACAAGUUCAACUUGUACACCAACUCAACCAUUGCCAGUCCCUGCUUUGUCUCUCCUGAAAGACACAGGUACCUCCAACUGCAGUCAGCAGUACACCCGGCGACUGCAAAGAUCAGGUUAGAAAAUUAAGCUGAGGAACAGGUCGAUUUUCUGACUAAACUCCCUUACUAGUCUAAUUUGUAGUUUAUUUGAUUCACACAGAAUAAUACUAAAAAUUAAUAUUAAUUAAUUAAAUUAACAUCACUCACUGUUUCUUUCUCGCAGGGUGGUUCUGUUAAAUGGCAAUGAAAGCAAAGCUGUGACUCUGCCCACCACAGACUUAGAGGAAGGGGAAAUGGUGAAGGCCAAUGGAGACAAAUUUAAAAUCGCUUGGUUAAACAACGAUGAAUUAAAAGUAAAAUUCAUUAUUACAAGCUACAGUUACAAUGAAACGACUCCCUAA